This is a messenger RNA of Protobothrops mucrosquamatus (brown spotted pit viper), 2436 nucleotides long. RefSeq names its product zinc finger C2HC-type containing 1C (gene ZC2HC1C). The transcript is spliced from 2 exons. The record is from RefSeq and is a predicted model, not a curated record. The coding region runs from base 16 to 1599 and encodes 527 amino acids. NCBI's taxonomy places the organism in Eukaryota, Metazoa, Chordata, Lepidosauria, Squamata, Viperidae.
UAGUGGAAAUGCUGAAUGGCUCAGUUGCAGCUGGCUGUGUGUUCGCAUAUGGAUCCAAUAGCAUCCAAUUCCAGUCUUCCUGCCACAAGUCAGGAAAGAUGUCAUCCUGAAGUUCUUAAAGAACAGUCCCAAUUAGAAAAUCUGAGGAAUAAUACCCAGCAGCAACUUGUGUGCUAUAAAGAUAAGAAAUUGAAAGAUCUUCAUGUUCCCAAAGAGCGGAGCUCUUCCUGUACUCAACCUGCAGAAAGUAGUCAGUUGGUCUUAGAGAAAGCAGGCUUUUAUUCUGCUGGACCCCAUAACUGGUGUUUCAAGGGUCAGGCCAGCACUGUGCCUUCCCACUGGAGAAUGAAGCGGAAAGAAGGCGUUGACAGAGCAUAUCCACUUAAGCCGGUCUUUCACCCAAAAUCUGGGAAUGGUCUCUUACCAAGUUCUUGGCAAGUUGGAAAUGCAGCAGCUAGAGAGAUUCCUUCCUGUGGGAUUAGCUCAGAGAAAACAAAAGCGUCACAUGGGGUGAAGACUCAGCCUGUAAGGAUGCACUCUCCUUUUUCUGUACAACAAUCUAAUAGAACAACUUCUCAUUCACAAAGAGCAGAGUCAGGCUAUAUUCAAAAACUGGAGGCUGCUGGACGGAGUUUGGAGGAGGAGAUCCAGCGAAAGGAGGCUCUCCUUAGGGAGAAACUAAGGAAAACAGAAGAAGAGCUCCGUAAAAUCCAGUGGAAAAGGCAGCAGACUAAAGCAGAAGCAAGAAGAGAGCAAGGAGGAUUAUGGAUGCCUGAGAAGAAAAUGACAGCCGUUUCUCAAGAUUGUGAUUCCAAAUCUACCACACAAUUACGUGAUGAUGAUCAAAAAAUGCUUGUUCCAGAGACUAUGAUAGCUUCAAUUGGGACUGCCCUGCUUCCACAGACACUUCAUAUAGAAAGGCUCAAGAAGCAACGAUUGAUAGCUAGCAACAAUAAAAUUCGAGAUAACUUCUCCAAUAUUUCUUCCACUCACAGCCUAGAACCAGCAACUGUACACAACCAGUCUUGUUCUCUAACAGGAACCCCAGUAGCUAAUGCAGAAUCAAUGGCAGCAGAACCAUCAUAUACAGAGAUCCAAAAUGAUAUAGAAGAUUGGGGAGAAUGCAGUUUUUGUGGACGGAGACUUUACUGCUCCAGAUUGGAGAAACAUAUGAAUAUUUGCAGCAAGAAUCAUGGAUCCAAGAGAAAAGUGUUUGAUUCAAGCAAGGCUAGAGCAAAGGGCACUGAAUUGGAAACAUAUCAUCUCUUGAAGGGCUCAGAUAUUUCACAGAAAAAAACUUCCAGCCACAGUCUUGAGGCUUCCAAGCAAAGCAAUGCUACAUCUAAACAAAGCAAUUGGAGACAGAAGCAUGAUUCUUUCAUCAAGACUUUGCGCAGGGCUCGUGAAGUGCAGCGCAUCAUCUCCAAAGGCGGAAAGGCCUCAGAUCUUCCCCCAGCACCAGCUAUGGAAAAUCCAGACUACAAACUGUGUCCAUAUUGCACUCGUCAGUUUGCACCCAAGGUUGCUGAGAGACAUAUUCCCAAGUGCAAGAACAUUAAGAACAGACCUCCACCACCACAGCAAAAAAAGCGUUGCUAGUAAAUAGACAAGAUGAUAUCUGCAACUGGUGUAAUCCUACUUAGAUUUCUUGUAAUUUUUCUCAGUUUAGGGCUACUGAGUGGCAGUUUCAGUGUAAAACCAAUGAGAAAUCCACACAUUUUAAAUUAUCAUUAACCCUUUAUACUACAGGUCAAGGCACCUAGAUGGACAAAAAGUGGUGUUGUCUUCAUCCUCUCAAAAUUUUGUAUUCUGUAAAAAUGGUUCACUGGGAUUCCAUACAUAUUUUGCAGUGGAAUUUUUGAAGAAAGGCCCUGCAAAAUGGCCUAUUAAAAAUUGGAAGAAAAUAUGAAGUUCUUAUAAAUCAUGGCUCUAUACUUUUGACUCUUUGAUGGCACCUGGGAUCAGUUAUUUUUUCUAUGAGCUGCCCAAGAUAAAUGAUUCCCAUUUCUGUGCUGAAUAUCAUAAGAAAAAGCAGCCAUAUUCUAGAAAAUUAACAUUUUAAAUAUUAGAAUGAUAGCUGGCAAAGAAUAAGAGCUAUUUCAAUGUAUUAUGUAUUACUAUUUAAAUUGGCUGGGAAAAGCUUUACAGUCAGUUUUGUUUCCUGUUUUAUAGUACUGCAUAAGAUUAAUCUUCCUUCAAAGUAACCUACACAAGUUGCUGUAAAAGAAAAAAGUGGAAGUUUUGAUGGAUUGUUCUCUAUAGCAUAAUUGUAGUACCUGAUUUUCAUCUCUGUAACUUUAAGAUUAGUGAAAGGAAACUAAGAUAGUUAUUUGGAAGUGGGCAUUUGUUUAGCUCUGCCUUUGCUAACAGAUGAAUGAUUAAAAUGUCUGGGAAUAAGAACAAGAACAAUCAGCAAACAAAUGGAAUAAAUAUAUU